Molecule: messenger RNA, 849 nt
Organism: Adineta ricciae
Lineage: Eukaryota; Metazoa; Rotifera; Eurotatoria; Adinetida; Adinetidae
Source: the annotation of a GenBank genome assembly
AUGUCCAAAGAAGAUGACGCAUGCGAUGUUUCGGAAACACUUCGCGAAGACACACAUGCGAUCGCUGACGAAACCAAACAUCUCAUGCUCGAAGCUCGUUCGAGUUUAACAACAAUCAUAUGUUGCAUCUUAGUCAUGUCUUUAGUCUCAAUUUUCCUUUCCACUUGGCUCGCAAAGACAAUCACCAACACUCCGGCUUCUUUUGGCUCCAUCGUUAGUCAUUAUUUCGGUUUAGACCGAAAUGGUAGUGAACCAUAUGUCACUUGGUGGACACCAAAGCAUGUCAAACCAAAUGAAAUCCUCUCACGACAUUCUUCAAUCAAUAACACUAAUUUAACUGCAAAAGUUCUUCCAAUAAUAAUUCCAUAUAGUGAUUAUCCGAAUUUUCAUACCAUUGUUUUGCCAAUGUUAUUUAUUUGUGCGAUCCUUUUGGCCGCAUUUGCCUAUUAUACUCGUAUGAAAUGUACAAAUCGUGAUUUCGCAUGGGGUGCUGUUCCUAAGAUACCAUUAGGACGUGUCGAUCCAAAAACAGUGGCAAUCGCUCUGGCGAAAGCUGAAGACGCUGAACUUGGCAUCGACUACACCAUUGUUCAAGGAACAGCUGAAGAACCGGUAGUAUUCUCUCUAGCUGAAACGAUCGAACCCCCACGAAAAGAAGGAGAUAUUGUUGAUGAAGGAACUCAAUACGAAUCGGAAGAUGUUUUAAAAGUGAUUACGCAUGUUUCAUCUGCACCUGAAUUGCAUAAGAAUACUCAACUUGUACCCUCAGUGACACCAUCUGAAGAGCAAAAACAUCUCAUUGAACUCUUACAAAGAGAACCGUUGCCUACGCUUUCACCAUCGAAAUGA